GACGUGCACUUGCAAGCCUGUUCCAUUUACGUGUUCUCCGAAUGAUUAAGAGGAGCCUUGCCUAUCCUCUGAAGGAAGUGACUUGUAAGGACUAGUCCUGGAAGUAUCCUUGACAUUGAGAAACGGCCUAUAUAUGGAGAUGAUCUCGUACAUUAAGCAGCAAAUUUGAACAGAUAAGCAUUACAGUCCGGAUUGAGAUACUUCUGUGCAGGUGUAUUUCGUCUUUGGUCUGCAGAUCUCAUUUAUUGCUCACUGUCAAUUCACAAUUAGCAACAAUGAGACCAUUUCAAAGACACAGAACAUUCUUUUCUGAGCCAAUGGGGGACAAAUCUGUUAACACACUUCCUGGAAUUGGUCCUGUGUUGGCUGAACGACUUGAAAAGAUUGGAAUAAGAAGAGCAUAUGAGGUCCUGGGUCGUUUCCUGGUCUUGCAGUCGGAUGAGUGGAAGUUUAAGAGCUGGCUUAGAGAUGCAUGUGGAGCAAAUGCAAAGCAACAAAGUGAUUGUUACAACUGUCUGAGGGAAUGGACAGAUCAUUUUUUGUAAAGUCGACAAAACUUGUUGCCUUUCAUGUUAAUGUUAUUUAUAUAAGCUUCUGCAACUGUAAGGUUGCGUCUUAUAAAUGUGCCUUUAUCUUUACUGCAUAUAUGGCUUUAGUAAGGAAACACAUGUUUAUGUUUACGUCACAUAAUAAGAACAAAUAAUGCAGCACAGUGCAAAAUUAUUUGUAUUCUUAUCUUGUUUAUAUUAUUUAUCAAUAUUAUUAUAUCAUAUAAUAUAAUGUAUAUUAUUUAUUAAUAAUAUAUUAAUAUGAUAUAAUAUAUUAAUAAUGUAUAUAACCUGUAAUUUGUGGUAAGGCUUAGCAGUGGCUUAAAGAAUAAAGAUUAGACAAAUAUUUAACUUCUUUUUCAUAAUAUUGAUUUGUAAUGCUUUUAUCAGCCACAAAGUUACCAUUCAGUUACCUUCAUUUAGGACUUUUCUCAUUAAAUACUAGUGGUGGAAAGUAACGAAUUACAUUUACUCACGUUACUGUAAUUGAGUAGUUUUUGUGUACUUUUACUUUUUUGAGUAUUUUUUAAAACCUGUACUUUUACUUUUACUUAAGUAUGUUUUCCCUUACGAAAAUUAACCAUGGUUUUACUACAGUUAAGACCAAAAAACCAUGGUUACUGUAGUAAAACAAUGGUUACCAUGGCUUUUAUUAAAGGGAUAGUU
This is a messenger RNA of Misgurnus anguillicaudatus (oriental weatherfish), 1214 nucleotides long. The record is from RefSeq and is a predicted model, not a curated record. Lineage: Eukaryota; Metazoa; Chordata; Actinopteri; Cypriniformes; Cobitidae.